AUGGUGCUUACCAAAGAGUGUAGUGCUACAAUUCAAAAGCAUUUGCCUCAAAAGUUGAGAGAUCCUGAGAGUUUUUUGAUCCCUUGCACCAUUGAUGAGGUUACCAUUGAAAGAGCUCUAUGUGAUCUUGGGGACAACAUUAAUCUAAUGCCACUAUCUUUGAUGAGAAAGUUUCAAAUUGAUGAGGUGAAACCCACUAGAAUUUCUCUACAACUUGCUGACCGUUCCAUUAAGUUUCCAAUUGGCAUUGUUGAGAACUUGCUAGUUAAGGUGAGAACCUUUAUAUUUCCUGUUGAUUUUGUUAUCUUGAACAUGGAGGAAGAUGUCAAUACUUCUAUUAUUUUAGGAAGACCUUUUCUUGCCACUGAGAGGGCCUUGAUUGAUGUGUAA
Molecule: messenger RNA, 390 nt
Organism: Arachis stenosperma
Lineage: Eukaryota; Viridiplantae; Streptophyta; Magnoliopsida; Fabales; Fabaceae
Exons: 1
Coding region: 1-390 (129 amino acids)
Source: RefSeq, a predicted model, not a curated record